Messenger RNA from Acipenser ruthenus (sterlet), 2492 nucleotides. Its product is annotated as protein FAM72A-like. Lineage: Eukaryota; Metazoa; Chordata; Actinopteri; Acipenseriformes; Acipenseridae. Gene Ontology annotation, cellular component: cytosol. The record is from RefSeq and is a predicted model, not a curated record. The transcript has 5 exons. The coding region runs from base 604 to 1047 and encodes 147 amino acids.
UAUGAGGCGGGACUUAACUAUUACUAAUGUUGAGAAAACUGCGGCGCCGAAGACAGGACUUAUAUUAUGGAUAGCUUCGGUAUUUUACAAAUAAAAAUGUGUGAUAAGUUUUUUUAGGGCAGUUUCUUGUAAACCAUAGAAUCGAUUUAGUAAAAAUAACCAAUCAGAGAGCAGCCCUGUUGUAAAUAACGGUUUUUAUUUGUUUGGCUGGGCGAGUUUUUGAAGGACAAGUAAACCAAUGGCAGAGCACUAGAAGUUAAAUACCCCCGAUUUGCACCAAUCACAACUGAAAAGGCGUCCCGGCGUUAGCCAAUGGCUCGCUGUCUGGUUCUCGCAAAAGCCAAUGAGAAUGCCAAUUGGCCCAAUUUGAAAUUGUUUCAGGAAGUUUCCGUCUGAAAGCUUGACAACAAACUGCACUGGAAAACAUUUGUGCAGUUAAACAGGAGCACGACGAGGUUUACAAAGAAAGUGUUUUACAGUGAAGAUAAAAAAACGUCGUUGCUGUAGCGGUUAAAGCAAAGCAAAACAAAAAAAAAGCAAACGUAAACCAGGAAGCAAAAGAUCUGUGACUACAACGACUAAUAUCGUGUGUAUAGUAUUACAAUGUCAACCUCGAACUUUAAAAACAAGUGCGUUUCACUCAUUUACUGCACGUUCUGUGAAAACGUCCUGUGCACUCGAGGAAUGAAAGCUGUCCUUUUGGCCGACACUGAAGUUGAGCUCUAUUCGACCGACAUACCGCCAAACAGCUCGGUUGACUUUGUUGCAAACUGCUAUUCCACAGAAAGCUGCAAAUGCAGACUAAAAGACAUCGCAUGCUUGAAAUGUGGUAACAUUGUCGGGUACCAUGUGGUGGCCCCUUGUAAUCCCUGCCUGCUAUCCUGUAAUAAUGGCCAUUUCUGGAUGUUUCACAGUGAAGCUGUAUCCGCUGCUAGUAGGCUGGACUCAUCAGGAUCCAAACUUCUGCUUUGGGGAGACCUGCCUGACACAGAGGAGAGUGACGACGAAGGGAUAGACAGUCUGUCUGAAGAGGAAUAUAUCAGAUAGAAAGAUGAUAGUUCAGUUUGGAGGCCUCUGAUAUUAGCACAUCUAUCGAUUACACUGUGAGACACAUAUGAAUAGUUGGGGGGUAGGGGGGGGUGUUCAAAAUUGGGCUUUAUUUAAAUAUUUCUUGUCAGGUUACCAUUUUUAAGCUGUUACUGUGCUCUUGAUAAAAUGACCUGCUCUGGUAGCUAACGAAACGUUGAUAUUGCUUUGUGCUUCACCGUCAUUAUUUCCAAAUCAAUCAAACGUCCGAGCAUCCAUCCAUAAAAGAAAAUGAUAAGGUGCAGUCAGGGCCUUCCGGAAAUAAGUAACAUCUUCAAUCGUAAAACGGCAGGAGAGUCCUGCUGAUAUGAAACUCUUUAUUAGUCUGCCCUAGCCGGCAUUACAGUACAAUAUUGAGCUUACUCUGAUCUGUCCUUGAUAGGCAGUAUUCCUGUUCCACGAGAGGGAUUAUACAGUAUUUCUGUAGAGGCAUGGUGGAUAUCUGCAAGGCAAUCGACUUGAAACGUUCUUGCAUUUUUUAAAUACGUUACACAGUCACUGGAUUUAAUAUAAUGUACAGGAAGGACAGAUAUUUUUAUUAUUGGGAUUCUACCCGUCAUCUCUUUACCUUGUGGUUCAGAUUAACAUUCAGCUGCUGUCCAGAACACUCUCAGCAGCCUGAAGGUAGAUAUCUAAAGUGGUUGGAAGCCAAACAGACAAAUGGAUACUGUGUUAGAAUUGCACUGGAAGUUCAAGGUCCCACAAUUAAAAAGGAGACGAGUUUUAGAACCUUCAAGGGCUUUGUCUGGCAGUUCUCGUGGCUCUUUCUUACUAUGUUGAAGAGUAAUUUAACUUUGCUUUAAGACAAGAUGUGUAAUAUAAAUUACUUAUUGCACAAUCAAAUGACUUAUAUUUUUGUUAGAUUUAUUUUUUAUACUUUUUUUUUUCAACAAUAUUUAUAAUUACGGUUGUUUUAAAAAAUAAAUAAAUAGUAUGAUCAGAUUUGAAAGAUUGCACUAUUAUUAGGAGCAUCAGCAGCAUUCAUUUGUUGGUUGUGUUUGUUUUUUUUCUUGCUGAGCAGUUGAUUUCUGAAACCUUAUCAUUUUUUCUAUUUAUUUUAUAUUGACAUGCAUCGACGCAACUCUCAAUCAAGAUUUAGAAAAUGCUUGAGUGUAAAGGGCAAGGCAGCAAAAAUGAUAAUAAAAAGAAGGAUAUAUUAGUGUAUACUUGAUCUUGAAAGUUAUAACUGACACAAACUCUUCUUAAACUGACACAUGUCUGCUUUGGAAAUUGAGGAUUUUUCUAUUUUAAGGUGCAUUGAAGCAAAGAUAUAUUUAUAUGUACUUUGAUAAAGCGUUGUCUGCAUAAAAAAAAUAAUAGGCUGCAAUUGCACUGACUUUUGGAUCUGCAUUGUUUUGUAUUUAUGCUAAUAUUUAAAUAAAAAAAUGGUAUUGUUUGUUUAUGAA